AUGCGCUCUAAUAGUUUAGCGACUGAUCUAGCUACAGGUUUCACCUUCCUUCCCAUCACCAACGAGUACAAGUUGGUUAGGAUCAUUCUCUACUUAAACCAUUCCGCUUAUAUUAGAAUCACAAGGUGGGAUGACAGUAUGAAAUUCCUCCCAGCAACGGAAAUAGACGUGGAUUUUCCUUACCAGAUCACCCAAUUUGGUGGUCGUUGUCUGAAUGCAAAUGAUGCUAUUCAUUGGUUAGGGCGUAGAGUCGAAGGAGGACCGAGUAUUGUAAUUGCGUUUGAUAUGACGGAAGACAAGUUGCGAGAGAUCGGUACACCAUUUACCAACGGCAUGGAACGUUGUAAAUCGUACCACCGGAAGCUUUUACUACUGAAUGAUGAUAGACUAGCUAUUUUUGGUUCAUUACUUAGCGACGAAAAUCAACAAGGUUAUUGUAAUUAUUCCUACACACUUUGGGCUCUAAAUGACUACAGAUGUGCUUCAGAAUGUUGGAGUAAGCAAUACACAUUUGAAACAGAGUAUGACCUGCAGCCCAUGGGUUUUCGUUUUAAUGGUGAAGUUGUGGUCAUUAGAAUGAAGGGAUUGCCAUCAAAAAUGUGUCUCUACGAUAGGCACACCGAUCAAAUUAAAGAUCUUCCAGUCGUUAUUGACAAUAGUAUGUACUACUCGUCAAUCUUCUAUUACAAGGAGAGUCUUGUUCCACUUCCCCCACCACCAUCAAACAACAAUCCGCAGGAAGAUGUAGCGAGACCUGGAAUGACUACUGCUCCGCCGUCUCAGGUCGCCGGCGGUGGACUUUCGUCUCCUACGCAGCUGCAGGCAGAUGUAGCGACAGCCCUGGGAUGA
Messenger RNA from Solanum lycopersicum (tomato), 849 nucleotides. Lineage: Eukaryota; Viridiplantae; Streptophyta; Magnoliopsida; Solanales; Solanaceae. The record is from RefSeq and is a predicted model, not a curated record.